UUUCUUCGUUUUCAAAAUGGCGCCGUCUCAAUCAGGAAGUGGAGAAAACAACUAAGAAGAAUAAGUUGGAUAAAAUUCCUCAUUUCGGUGACUUUGACGCGGAUCAUCGCUCUGAAACAGCCCGAGCCCCCGGGGUUUGAUCUGAGAACGAGUUUCUGCUUUAACGGUCAUGGAGAGCUUCUGCCCGUGUUAGACGCACUAUCUCGCACACAGCCAGCACGCGGGGUACGGUUGGACGGUGUGUGUAUCCUUAGUCAGCUGGUGGUCAUGUGUGAAGCUGUGGUCUGAUGCCCACCCUCCCCUCAGCGCUGGCCAUGGACGGGGAGAACUACCUGCAUCCAGAAGGCCCUCAGCUCGACAGCAGCUUGUUCUCUGUGGCUCCCUCUAACACAGAGAGUUCGAUCUACACCUCGUCUGAUUCCUGGGGAUCCUACUCUCAGCAGGCUGGAUACAGCAUCCACUGCCCUAUGCAAUCUGGAAACCAGCAAUACCACUUGAGCAGCAGCACUACCACCACCACUCCGGACGUGCACAUGGACAUGUACUCGGGAUUCUCUGAUGUGGACUUUUCCAGCCUCAACCUCCCCAGGAACGGAGAUUUCCCACAGGACCUGUCCUGCAUUGAUGACCUCUCCACAAACUCUCUGUUCUCGUCUCCGGCUGACUCCCUGUCAGAGUAUGCUGAUGCCCAGUCCUUCAUCAGCACAGACAACCUGGACUCAGUGCCACUGCCCACCCUCUGGGACGUCAACACUAGUACCACCACCACCACACCAGCACAGAGCCAGCUAGAGCUGAAUGGCACCGGCAGGUUUCAUGGCUUGGCCAGUUUGGAUGAUAUAACUGCUAUUAUCAGCACCCCACCUUUAGGAGGAUUCCAGGUUCAGAGUACCCAGCCACCGCCGGCAGAAGAGGAAGAGGAUGCUGAGGAAGAGGAGACAGAAGAACUGGGACAUGUGGACACAUAUGCCGAGUACAGACCUUCCAAAUCCACCAUAGGAAUCUCUCAUCCUGACAUAGUGGUGGAGACAAACACGCUCUCCAGUGUCCCUCCUCCAGACAUCACCUACACCUUGUCUAUCCCCGAGUCGACCAUUAACUGUGGCCACCUGUCUGCUCUGCAGCUGGAGGCCAUCAUCUACGCCUGCCAGCAACACGAGGUCAUCCUUCAGAACAACCAGAGGGCGGGCUUCCUGAUCGGAGAUGGGGCGGGGGUCGGAAAGGGGCGCACUGUGGCGGGUAUCAUCCUGGAGAACUACCUGAAGGGGAGGAAGAAAUCACUGUGGUUCAGCAUAUCCAAUGACCUGAAAUUUGAUGCAGAGAGAGAUCUCAAAGACAUAGAUGCACUGAAUAUUCCUGUGCAUGCCUUAAACAAGAUUAAGUAUGGAGACACAGCUACCUCAGAAGGAGUCCUGUUUGCAACUUACUCCGCGCUGAUUGGAGAGAGCCAGGCAGGAGGGCAGCACCGGACCAGAAUCAAACAGAUACUCGAUUGGUGCAAGCCCGACUUUGACGGCGUCAUUAUUUUCGAUGAAUGCCACAAAGCCAAGAAUGCUACUUCUACAAAAAUGGGCAAGGCGGUGCUUGACCUGCAAAACAAGCUGCCACGGGCCAGAGUGGUUUACGCCAGUGCCACAGGUGCCUCUGAGCCAAAGAACAUGAUCUAUAUGAGCCGCCUGGGAAUCUGGGGUGAGGGCACGCCCUUCAGAGCCUUCGAGGACUUCCUGCACGCCAUCGAGAAAAGAGGUGUGGGUGCCAUGGAGAUCGUUGCCAUGGACAUGAAAGUAAGCGGGAUGUACAUUGCCAGGCAGCUGAGCUUCUCAGGGGUUUCUUUCCACAUCGAGGAGAUCGGACUGGACAGUGACUUUAAACUGGUCUACAACAAAGCUGCCAAACUGUGGGCGGAGGCGUUGCAGGUGUUCAUGCGCGCGGCUGAUGAGCUGGGCCUGGUCAGCAGGAAGUCUCUGUGGGGGCAGUUCUGGUCAUCUCACCAGCGCUUCUUCAAAUACCUCUGCAUCGCCGCCAAGGUCCGCUGCCUGGUGGAGCUGGCCAAAAAAGAACUGGAAGCUGGAAAGUGCAUCGUCAUCGGACUGCAGUCUACAGGAGAAUCUCGUACCAGAGAAGUCCUGGACGAGAACGACGGGCACCUGGACAGAUUUGUUUCUGCUGCAGAGGGAGUUUUUCAGUCGCUUGUUACGAAACAUUUCCCGUCAGAGAAACAGAGGAGAGAGAAGGCGCCGAGUAACAAGAGAAAACGUGAGUUCAAAGGGAAGCCAAGAGGUCGCCAGACGAAGGUACCAAAGCACACCGUGGACAGCGGCGGCGUGAUCAACAUCAGCGAUGACAGCAGUAGUGACUCCGAUGGCAUGGACACAGACUCCAACUCCUCCCCAGACUCCCUGCUGGACAACGAUGAUGUCAUCUUUGUGAACCACACUAGCUGCCAGACGGCCAGGAUAGAAGAGAUGAAGCAGGGCCUCCUCAACAAAAUCGCCGUGCUGGGAAAAGAACUACCUCUUAACACCCUGGACGAGCUCAUCGAUAAGUUCGGAGGACCAGACAAAGUCUCCGAGAUGACUGGUCGUAAGGGGCGUGUGGUGCGGCGCCCUGACGGCAGUGUCCGAUACGAGUCCCGCGCCGAGCAGGGUCUCACCAUCGACCACAUCAACAUCAAGGAGAAAGAUCGCUUCAUGGGCGCAGAAAAGUUCGUGGCCAUCAUCUCGGAGGCAGCCAGCUCGGGGAUCUCCCUGCAGGCGGACAAACGGGUGAAGAACCAGAGACGACGGGUCCACAUGACCUUGGAGCUGCCGUGGAGCGCAGACCGAGCCAUUCAGCAGUUUGGUCGCACCCAUCGGUCCAAUCAGGUGACGGCCCCGGAGUACAUCUUCCUCAUCUCGGAGUUGGCGGGGGAGAGACGUUUUGCCUCCAUCGUGGCUAAAAGACUGGAGAGCCUGGGCGCUCUAACGCACGGGGACCGGAGAGCCACAGAAUCCAGAGACCUGAGCAAGUACAACUUUGAGAACAAGUAUGGUACCAAGGCUCUGGAUAAGAUCACCAAAGCAAUCCUGGGCCACAUAGAGAACAAGGUGCCCCCUCCCAAAGGCUACCCCGGGGGUGAAGCGCUGUUCUUCUCAGAUAUGAAGCACGGCAUGAUGAACGUGGGCAUCUUCUGUCGGGAGUCUCGCUUUGGAAUCAGUACUGAGAAAGACUGCAGCAUCACCAAGUUCUUAAACCGCAUCCUGGGCCUGGAGGUCCACAAGCAGAACUUUCUCUUCCAGUACUUCACCGACAACUUCGACUACCUGAUCGAGAAGGACAAGAAGGAGGGCAAAUACGACAUGGGGAUCCUCGACCUGGCCCCGGGUAACGAUAAGAUCUACGAGGAGAAACAGGAAAACUUCUUGACAGUUGGAAACCCUCAGGAUGGACAGGUGGUUCUGUACAAGAUCAGUGUGGACCGAGGGAUGCCCUGGGAGGAGGCUUACAACAGGUCACUGCAGCUCAGCGGUCCUGAUGAGGGCUUCUACCUGUCCCUGAAGCUGCGAGGUAAUCACCCCUGUGUGCUGCUCGCUGAACAAGGACGAGGCAAGAACCUCAUCGUCUACAAGCCCAACAUCGGCAAGCAGACGCACCCCGAGAGCCUGGACAACCUGCAGCUACGUUACCGCAAGGUGACUCCAGAGGAAGCUAAGGACAGCUGGGAGAACCAGUUCACCUUCUCCUUCAAGAAGUGUAGCCAUGCCAACUGGAAUGGGAAAUGCAAGAAAAUCGAGGAAGGCCAGGAGUGUCUGCAGGGCAUGCGCAUCCGUCAGUACCACAUGUUGUGUGGCGCUCUGCUGCGCGUGUGGAAGCGUGUCUCUGACGUGGUGUCUGACAUCACCAGCUCCAGCAUCCUGCAGAUUGUCCGACUAAAAACCAAGCAGCAUAACAAGCAAGUCGGUAUCAAGAUCCCGGAGAACUGUGUUGCCCGCGUGCGCGAGGAGCUGCUGCAGAUGGACGAGGAGGUGAAGAAGAGACGGAAGGAGAGAGAGCAGCAGGCCGUGGAGCAGCGGCUGGCCGAGGAGCGCAUGCGCAAAAUGGAGCAGGAGAACAAACACCUCCUCGCAAAUCUGUUCAACCAGAAGCCCAUGCUCAACCAGUCCCUGGCCCAGUCUCUGGCCCAGAAUCAGAUCAAACAGAAACUGAACCAAAACGCUCUCCAGAGGUCGCAACCCGGGAACAUCGCUCAGCAGCUGCAGAGACUACAAGCCCAAAAACAGUCCUUACAGCAGCCCUCCCAGAACUCAGCCCUGCAGAACUUACAGAGAAAUCCCAGCCAAUCCCAGCAAAGAACCCACAACAGCUGGUCCAAAACGUCCACCAGCUCCAGGACCCACCAGGGGCCCCUUCCCAACAUGGUCAGUCUCGGCUCCCAGUUUUACUCGCAGCCCUUUCUUCCCUCAUUCUCCCAGCUGAAGAAACCAUCUCUUCCACUCCAUCAGACCACUCUGCCUCCCAACGUGUCCUCCAAGAAUCCCCUGGACGAGAUCCUGGACCUGACUGUGUGUUCAACGCCUUCCCCCUCCCCGGACACCACGGAGGGGGGGCUGAAUCUGGACGGUCUGACGGGACACUCUGCUGGAUUUGGAGAUGACUUUAAUCUGGAGUCUCUGAUCUCUCACACUGCAUCGAGCGCCCAGCACACUGCACAAAUACAGACGCCUCUUUUGCUGCAGCAGCAGCAGCACCUGCAGGCGACGCAGCAGAACCACAACCUGCUGGCUAACAACCACCACCAAGACUUGUUAGAUUUUCUAGACCUGCCCAUCUCUCCCCAGAUGCCCACACAGAAAGCCAGCCCUUCCUCCUCUACCUCCUCGUGCUCCUCCUCCACCUCUUCUGUGUCCAACAACAUGGCGCCCCACGCCUCGGCCGGCCUCAUGCCCGCGUCCGGUCUCCUCCCCACAUCGCCCUCCUCCUCGUCCCUCUUCUCCAGCCCGUCCUCGUCCUCCUCUCUGUUUUCCAACUCCUCCUCUCGCUUCUCCUCCCUUUAUCUCCACCCGCAGUCGGAUUCUAUACCCAAUGGCCACUGCAGCUCUGCGGCUCUGGACGUCCGCGAGGCUCUGAACAGCAUGCUGCAGAACGGGCCGGACCGCAAGUCUGUCAUCAAGUACCGGCCGCAAGACUGAGAGCUGAGAACAGCGUGUGCUCGUUUAGUCCUUUAAAGCAGAUAGUCUCCUAGCUGCUGCUGCCCCCCCCCCCCCCCUCAGGGCCUAUAGUCACGUCACUGCCUGUCUGCUCACCCUUCUCUCUGUCCACCUGUAGUGUUUACCUGCUCGAGGCCGCUCAGGUGACGGCGGGCUCCAUAUCCGAUCUCUGCACCAAAGUGUGUCCUCCGCAGUGAAAGGCAGCUGUUUGAAAUCAAAGACCAUGUGAGAACUGUAUUUUAUGGAGCUGUCGCAAAACAAAACGGCUCAUCACACCGAGGUGUGGGAAAUCUUUUAAUAAAAACCCUCCGCUGCUGAUUUUACGAGGUAUGAUUGGUGAAGCUGCUGGAAGCUCUAAAUGCCUUUCACCAGUUUGAAACCACAUCUGUAGACUUUUGCUUUACUGUUACUUUUUGCUUCAGGACGUUGCGUGUUUGACUUAAAAACGAGGCCGUAUGCAAGGCGUUGGUCAGAGAGUCGAGAAGAGAGAAGCCCAUUGGAUCUGUCGCUGGUUAGCCGUGAAAUGCCUCCGUUUUUCCUUGCGUUCUUCUUCAUGCUCCCUCGUGUUUCUCUCCCUGCUUGUAUGAACACUAGAGUGAGGAUGAAGGGAGAAAGUCUGCUGUUGCAAACAGUGCCUUUUGGAGAAAUCUAUAAAUGCAGUCUUUAAGAAUCCAUGUAGCCUAAUGUAUAGAUUUGUACUCUUUAGCAUUGGUUUUAAUUUAAAUAUGGUAUAUUUGUAUUUAACUCUUCGUCCCCCCUCCGUCGGGUCGCUCGCUCGCUCGGUCGGCGGUCGUGGUCACACGAUGCUCUUGAUGUGCUUCAGGAAGAAGCCUCCAUCAGCCUGUGUCCUCGUCUGACUGUCUGAGCUUGUGUGUGUGUGUGUGUGUGUGUGUGUGUGUGUGUGUGUGUGUGUGUGUGUGUGUGUGUGUGUGUGUGUGUGUGUGUGUGUGUGUGUGUGUGUGUGUGUGUGUGUGUGUGUGUGUGUGUGUGUGUGUGUGUGUGUGUGUGUGUGUGUGUGUGUGUGUGUGUGUGUGUGUGUGUGUGUGUGUGUGUGUGUGUGUGUCCCCUUUUCCCGUCAAUUCAGAGUAUGGCUCGGAUUAAAAAUGGUGUCCAAAUAUUUUAUCUCUCAUUUUUUAUAAAGCUGACGAUAACUUUUAUUGAUGUGACUCCUGGUCUGAUUAGAUUUUUGAAUUUCUCAGGAAAGUCUCCAAAUGCGUUGUUGUGUUCUUUCUUUUGUCUUUGUGUGAUUUUUGACCAGCGAAAACAUUUCUUUGAGGUCUUCAAUCACAAAGACAGUCGACGUUUGAAUCGCCCUGACAUCUGGAGAGAAGACGCUGUUUCUCCUCUCAGACGUCGAGGCGUUCAGAGCUUCAGAAACUACGUGGAGACUCGUAAUCGAUUCACUGUGUGAGGUAGUUCACCUGUGAGCGACGGGCGGUGUGUGUGUGUGUGUGUGUGUGUGUGUGUGUGUGUGUGUGUGUGUGUGUGUGUGUGUGUGUGUGUGUGUGUGUGUGUGUGUGUGUGUGUGUGUGUGUGUGUGUGUGUGUGUGUGUGUGUGUGUGUGUGUGUGUGUGUGUGUGUGUGUGUGUGUGUGUGUGUGUGUGGACGCGCUGGUGUUGGUUGACCACAAACUGCCGGGACACGUUCAAGUGAUGACAAAGCAAUAAAAAGCCGAUUGUACAUGAGUUGUGAUCCUUAAAGAUGCAUCAGUACUGUUUACGUUCCGCCUGUGCACGGUGCGAACCCGCUCUCUGUCGCGCUUCAUCGUCCUUCAGUCAACGUGCAUCUGUACAGGAAGCGUCGCGCCAUGAACGCCGCCGCGCAGUCGUGAUGUUUUGAAAAUACUUGUUAUUUAUAUUUAAGGGAUAUUUAGAUUGAACAUAUGUUAUCGUGCUCGUUAGAAUAGUUAAGAUGUUUUUGGUCAGGGAAGUUUCUAGUUUUCAAAAGAACAUUAUUAUAAAAAACAAAUUCUAUUCUACAACCUGCCACCAAAUCACAUUGCACUGUUCCGUACCGCUGUGCAGCGCCCGGCGUGUUCUCUGCGCCGCGUUUUUGUCCACUCGUCUCUCUGACUUGUGAACCUUCAGUUUGCAGAGAGAUAACCAAAGUGAUCCACGGACACCCCCCGAAGGUCGCGCGGGCUCGAAGAUAUCCGAACUUUACUCAAUCUCAGGAAGACAUGGAGGAGGUGUGGGGGGGCGGGGGGCGUGCACGCAGAACGCCAUCACUUCCCCUUGUACCCGUGGUGAAAGGAAACCCAUACAUGUGCUCUUUCUUUCUCUGCUCUGUGCUGUGACUCUUGCUGUAUUUCUGUUUUUAGACUAACUGUGAUGGCGUCGUCGUUUAUCCGUGUGUGAACGUCCGUGAUUCAACAUGUUUUUAUGCCUUCUUAGGGCAAAGAUCAAAGCGGCGUCCUCGUUUCUGUGGACGCCUUUUUAUUCUUUCUGUUGUCGUGACGACAGACGUCUCGAUUUGAUUUGCACCUAAAGGUUCAUUCUGACGGGCGCAGUGGGUCUGUCCUCGCCCCUCAUUGGAUAACGCUCUCUCUGACAGCAAACACAGAUUAUUCUUCUUGCUUCCCUCUUUACGCUUUAAUAUUCCACGUCAGGCACAUUCCCACUCGCCAGUCUGUGUCACCCCACAACACGAGGGGGGGCAGAGCUCGGACCCCUCGGACCUUUAGGAAGCUUCUUUGAUAUCUUUUAUCGGUGUAGUUCGACCUUUCCUCGUUUCUUCUCAGUUUGCACUAAGAACGGCAUGAUCACGUGACUGUGUCCUCGUUGGUUCUGAUUGGGCGUCAUGACUUUGGUUGUUGUUUCUUCUUCGUCGGUCGUUUUCGGUGUAUACUGUAACCAUUUCUCUCCUCUCUCCACCUUUUCAUUAUUCUCUGUUAUCAAUGUUAGUAUCACUCAAAUAAUUUAUUGUUAACACAAAAAAUGAGACAAAAAAACAUGCUACUGAUUGUAUGUAUUUUUAAACAAAGCCUAUUUUUUCUGUAAAAAAAAACAACAAAAACAAGAAACUGUGUUCAGCACUUUUAUUCUGGGUUGUGCUUUUUUGUUUUCUAUAUAUUUAUAAUUUAGAUCCAAAUGUAUAUAUUGUAAAAUUUGUGCCUUUCGACUAAUUCUUAAAAAACAAAAAAAAAAAAAGGUUUUCUACUCAUUUAAGGAAGGACUAUAUGAAACAUGCAAUCUUAACUUUGUAAACAAAUAAAAACUUCAAGGUUGCUGAAA
Messenger RNA from Labrus mixtus (cuckoo wrasse), 8419 nucleotides. It is a transcript of the gene sbno2b, whose product is annotated as strawberry notch homolog 2b. Gene Ontology annotation, molecular function: histone binding; chromatin DNA binding. Gene Ontology annotation, biological process: regulation of DNA-templated transcription. Gene Ontology annotation, cellular component: nucleus. The transcript has 32 exons. The record is from RefSeq and is a predicted model, not a curated record. Bases 288 to 5168 code for a protein of 1626 amino acids. Lineage: Eukaryota; Metazoa; Chordata; Actinopteri; Labriformes; Labridae.